Molecule: messenger RNA, 1135 nt
Organism: Closterium sp. NIES-67
Lineage: Eukaryota; Viridiplantae; Streptophyta; Zygnematophyceae; Desmidiales; Closteriaceae
Source: the annotation of a GenBank genome assembly
CGAGCCGAGAGUCGAGAGUCGAGAGUCAAGAGAGCGAGUCUCAGUGAACGAUGGGAGAUGUCUCUGCCGCAAACGGCGCUCACCCGUGGCUUCAACAACGAGUCCGUGUCGCCCACCCGGCCACAUGCACUCAUUCUGUUCGGUGUGUGUUAAAGAGCCUUGUUUCUCGUGGCAUUUCCAGCAGUAGAUCGUCGCUCCUUCCUUUGAUCCUUCGGCCGCUAUUGUUCGUUCAUGGCGCAAACUGCUAGGGACCUGGAAUUCAGUCCUCGUUUGCCCAGUUCUCACCCAGGAGAAGGAAAGCUUGAACCAACUCGACGCAAACGACUAGAAUUUUUUUUUACUUAGCAGCACUGGCUGCAGGCUGACUUCGGAACGUCCGUUCUAACGGUAGCAGUACUGACUCGUCCGACGAGCCCUUCUGGCUCCGUUAUUCCUCAGGAACCAUCGUAGCGUCUGCCGUUGGACAGGUUUCUGAGGAUUCUCAAGAGCCCAUUCAGGACAACGCCCUUCCAGCCACUGGUAGCGUACUGACUCGGCCGACGAGUCCGUCGCACUCGGCUGUUCAUAGCUUCCUCGGAUCCAUCGUUCUGGCGUCUGCCGUUGGACAGACGCUAAGCCCUUCCAGCCACUGGCGCGCGAAGAAUGUCGACGAUGAGUGGAGGCGGCGUUACUACCGCGUGGGGCGUCUCUCCCGGGGUGAAGUUUGCGGUUUUCGCCAGCGUCGCCGCGGUCGUCGCAGUGAUCGCCGUUUUCGCCGUCGGAUGUUUCGUCAACACCGUGCGAUCGAGGCGACUACGCGCUCAAGGCGCAGCGGCGGCGGCGGCAGCAGCAGCAGCAGCAGCAACUGCGAACGACGGCCCAGCAGCGACGGACAAAACGAGCAUUCAAGUCUGAACCUGCGGGAGUGCUGUAGUAGGAGCAUGAUCUACGAGUAUUCGCUUCUUGUUGAAUCUGCUUCUUUUUGUUAUUUCCCAUUUCGCCUCAAGCGAUGGUCAAAAUAUUCUUUCGCGGCGAGCUCACGGCUACUAAGUGUUCAGGCCUCCGAUACCAUCCACUGCGAGCCGGCGGCCUGUCGACGGCGAUGCUUCACGCCACACGAGACCGGACGAGGUCCGCGGGGAUGUCUAGUACAUAU